GGUGGCUGAUUAUCUUCGUCGAAGGGAAGAGGAAAAGAGGCUCGAGUUGAAGGAAGCCGAGCAGGCAAGACAGAACAGUGUGCUUUACGAACGUCAGCAACAACUCAAUAAGCUCCAGGAAUACGGCCAGAACAAGAAGUGGAAGGAGCUGACUCGGGAGCAGGUCGAGGAGCGGCGCGCCCUUGAAGAGAAGCGGCGCUGCGAGGAGCGACAGCUGGAGGAGGAGCGUCGGGCGUUCGGCCUGUACCGUCUGAGACUGGCCGAGGCCGAGCUGCAGCGACACGCCGACACGCUGCGUCGGAGUCGACAGCGGUCCGACGCGGCCUGCGCCCGGCUGGCCGAGCUGACCGCCGCCGCCGGCGACCAGGAGCGGGCCGCCGAGCGGACGGGCGCCGCCGCCGCCGCCGGCCACAGACAGGCACAGGGCAGGCGGCGGGAGGCGGAGCGGGAGGCGGCCCGCGCUGCGCUCGACAGCACCGUGCGCCGCGCCUGGUCGGCCGACCGACGAGACCGCCAGCAGCGGCUGCGGGAGGAGGCGGAGCGCACGCGCCGGGAGGCGCUCGCCCGGGAGCAGCGGAACGCUCGACUGGCGGCCGAGCUCGACUGGCUCCGGCAGCGGGCGGCCAGCAGAGGCGCCGGCUGCCGGCGGCAGUGGAGGCAGCAGAAGAAGGAAGCGGAUGCGUCAAUAAUAAAAGAAGCGGAAUUGGAAUUUAAACAGUCACAAGAAGUGGAUAGAGCGACUCGACGGGAGCAGGAAGAAUAUGAGAAUAGAUUGAAAAGAGAGACUGACCGCCUAAGGAAAAAUGACAGGAGUAUUAUUCCUUUGAAGGCUCAAGCAAGAGUUCCAGCGCCAGGAUUCGACUACGUCGCGAAGUCAAAGGCACAACAGUAUGAAUCAUGACCAGGGCGCCAUUGAAGUCCGGAGACGAAUGUUCGACUUUGAACUAAAUGUGGCUCGGAAACAGGCAGUGAUGCCAUUCUCCGCGCAUGUGUCCUGUAUAUACAUACAAGUCGAUUAGGCAUUGAUACUUCCUAGUCUCUUGGACUUUGUCUUAUAUGUAUGUGCCGGGUUGAGGGUUCGGUGGACUAAACUGUCGUGUCGUGAA
This is a messenger RNA of Amphibalanus amphitrite, 1106 nucleotides long. Its product is annotated as vicilin-like seed storage protein At2g18540. The annotation marks the transcript as partial. The transcript has 5 exons. NCBI's taxonomy places the organism in Eukaryota, Metazoa, Arthropoda, Thecostraca, Balanomorpha, Balanidae. The record is from RefSeq and is a predicted model, not a curated record.